GGAAAAAAUAGUGAUUUUCAAUGCAUAGUGUUUUGUUGUAAGUAAAGUUCCAUUUUCUCUUUAAAUAAAGUGUGAAAUUGCACAAAAAAGUGUGCACUUCAUCGAAAAUGAAGAAAAUCACUGAACAAAAGCUGCAGGCAUUUACCGUCGGAACGAUGGGUAAGCGUCAGCUCAGUCGGAAGGAAUUGGAGGAGCAGAAAAAACGAGAGGACGAAGCGGCAGCCGCACACGCGUUCAAAGAGUUUGUUGAAACAUUUCAAGAAGCUCCCUCCAAGAUUUCCAAGGUGUGGGUGAAAGCUGGAACAUACGACGCUGGUUCCAGAAAGGAAGAUGUUCGCGAUAAAGGUAAACUGUAUAAACCAUCGUCUAAGCUGGACGUCGAACAGGAGCGCGCUAACGAGUAUGUUAAAAUGUUGGCCAGUGAAAGCAAGAAGGAUCAACUGUUGGCAAAAAAGAAAUCUCAGGAAAAGAAGAAAAGUAAUCUAGAACUGUUCAAAGAGGAACUAAGACAGAUCCAGGAGGAGCGUGAGGAGCGACACAAAUAUAAGCACAUGGCCAAAUCGAUGCUACCAACGACGGUGGAUCAAGAACCUGUCUACAACGAAAAGGAGUCCGGUUCGUUUGACAAUGGUGAUCCGAACACGACUAACCUAUACCUAGGCAACCUAAAUCCAAAGAUAUCGGAACAAGCACUGAUGGAACUGUUUGGUAAGUACGGUCCAUUGGCGAGUAUCAAGAUUAUGUGGCCUCGGUCAGAGGAGGAGCGUGCCCGAGGUAGGAACUGUGGUUUCGUAGCGUACAUGAGCCGCCGUGACGCUGAACGAGCGUUGCGAGCUUUAAACGGGAAAGAUGUAAUGAAUUACGAGAUGAAACUUGGUUGGGGUAAAUCGGUUCCCAUCAUGACACAUCCCAUCUACAUUCCACCAAAACUGGUAAUCUACACGCUGCCACCUCCGCCGUCGGGACUUCCGUUCAAUGCUCAACCUCAUCCUUCUGAUUCGGAAAAUAUUCCGAUGAUGACCUCUAAGAUGUACAUGAGUGAUUCGGAUCUUAAGACGCAGAUGGACGGUGUGUUGUACAAGUCGAUCGUAAAGGUAGUGAUCCCGUCCGAGCGUCCCAUGCUUAUGUUGAUCCAUCGUAUGGUUGAGUUCGUCAUUCGGGAGGGCCCGAUGUUUGAAGCUUUGAUAAUGACUCGCGAAAUGGACAAUUCGAUGUACAAGUUCCUGUUCGAGAAUGAAAGUCCAGCGCACAUCUAUUAUCGGUGGAAGCUGUUUUCGUUGCUACAAGGUGACACUGCAUGCGAGUGGCGUACGAAAGAGUUCCGCAUGUUUAAAGGUGGUUCAAUUUGGAAGCCACCACCGAUCAACUUCUAUACUCAGGGAAUGCCCGACGAGCUGCUGGUCGAUGAAGAGGGAAUCGACGGGAAUAAAGGCAACCUUUCCGUAGCUCAACGCGACCGUCUCGAAGAUUUGAUUCGACAUCUAACUCCGGAACGACAGAAGAUUGCCGAUGCUAUGAUUUUCUGUAUUGAGCAUGCGGACGCAGCCGAGGAGAUUUGUGAGUGCAUUGCGGAAUCGUUGGCCAAUAACGAAACACUGGUGAAGAAAAAAGUAGCACGCAUUUAUCUGAUAUCGGAUAUUUUACAUAACUGCAGCGUGAAAGUGCAGAAUGCAAGUUUUUUCCGAAAAGCAUUGGAGAAAAAUCUAAUGGAUAUUUUUAAAAGUCUCAACAACUAUCACAUGCAGCUGGAGAGUCGUUUAAAAGCAGAAGGGUUUAAAACUCGUGUCAUGAAUGUCUUUAAGGCAUGGGAAGAAUGGGCCGUAUAUCCGAAGGAUUUUCUCACCAAACUGCAACAUACGUUUUUAGGAAUUCAAAUCGUUGAAAAGAAAGAAGAGGAAGAAGUCGAAGAUGAAAAUGAAGACGAGGACCUCGAUGGAAUACCGUUGGAUGGUGCAGCACUGCUGAAAAGUGCCAUGCUGAAGGGCAUAACCGAGGCGGAUGCACGAACACCGGUGCUAAAGCAUGAUAUCUACAGCGAUGAAGAUGACAUAGAUGGGAUGCCGCUGGACGAAGACAUAGACGGCAUUCCUCUGGAAGCUCCUGCAGUGGGUAACGAUUUCGAAGGUGAAAAUAGUAAGGGGAAAGCAGGUGGCUCGUUCAUUCCAUCCAAGUGGGAAACGGUAGACGCGUCACAGAUCGAAGCUCAAGCAAUUACGACCAGUAAAUGGGAAACGCUUGAACCAAUCGCCCCAGAGCCGCCGUCCAUUUCUUUGCGAGAUGGCUCCGACGAUGAGCAAGGAAACAGUAAGAACGAUCAGGAUGAGGCUCGUCGGUUGCGUCUGCGUGAAAUUGAAGUUAAAAUCGUUCAGUACCAGGAUGAGUUUGAGUCGGGAGCACGGCAGGUACGCGUGGGUUGGACAUUGGCCGAGGAAAUUGCCCAUUAUAGACGGAAGCUGAUUAAGAAAACAGAUAAAGAGCUCCGUCAACAGCACUAUCAGCUUCAACAGCAACAACAACAGCAGCAACUGCAGCCCGAGUCGCAGGAGGAUACGGACGACGAUACCGACGAGUACGAAGACCGAAGUUCAUAUUCGAAGAAAGGAUCCAAACGAAGCCCAAGUCUUGAAGUGUCUCGAAAACGCAAAAAGGCUCGUCGUUCGCCUUCGCCUGAGUAUGCGCGAGAAGUCAGCUCUAAGUCUUCUCGUCGAUCCCGAUCGCCGCUUUAUCCCACCAGCAGCGGUCGCAGCAAACGGGAAUCCGUAUCGCCGGCUCGUACCAGUAAAACAUCUCGACAUCGGACAUCACGUAGCGCUUCUCGUUCCCCUGUUAGACGACAUCACACUGAACGUUCCUUAUCGCCAGCCACCCGCAGUAAAUACGAUCUUCUGGAGUCACCCGCCCGCGUUUCUGGUUCUAGUGCUACCAAGUACGAUAAAUAUGAAACUGCGGCUUCUUCGAAGUAUGACAAAUACGAAUCCUCGAAGUAUGACUCACGGCUAUACGAUGAACGAUCUACCAGCAAGUAUGAGAAGUACGAGAAAUAUGAAAGCUCCGGUAAGCACGAUCGGGAAAGAGAGCGUGAACGGGAAAGAGAAAAAGAUCGCGACCGUGAUCGAGAUCGCGAACGUGAGCUACGGGAUCGGGAAAGAGAUCGUGAGUUGCGAGAUAGGGAGCGCGAUAGGGAACGUUUGUAUGCUGGCAGCAGUAGCAAGUAUGAGGUCGUCAGCUCAAAGUACGACGAAGCGGACAGUCGAAGAUAUCGGUCUCCGUCACCUACAAGAUCAAGCCGAGAAGCUUAUCGUUACGCUACCAGUUCCCGAUCAGAAAAACACAAAAAGCAUAAAUAUUAAAUACCCAUAGCUUUUACUAGGUGCAAAAAGUAAGUACAUUGACCUUUUAAUGAUAACUCAGAGAGAUUGGCUACGAAGGCCGAAGGUCCCGACCACUGAACGUAAACCGUCGAUGCUGUGCUGUAUACGUACAAUCCCAGAGAGAAGAUUGCUAAAAUGUUUGCAUUUUAAACCUAAAAUCUUCAGAUUAUGAUGACACAUAACAAACCAAUGUGCAUGCUAAUGUUGCCGAGAUGAAUAAAGAUU
This is a messenger RNA of Sabethes cyaneus, 3596 nucleotides long. RefSeq names its product U2 snRNP-associated SURP motif-containing protein. Gene Ontology annotation, molecular function: RNA binding. The coding region runs from base 108 to 3350 and encodes 1080 amino acids. The transcript has 11 exons. NCBI's taxonomy places the organism in Eukaryota, Metazoa, Arthropoda, Insecta, Diptera, Culicidae. Gene Ontology annotation, cellular component: nucleus. The record is from RefSeq and is a predicted model, not a curated record. Gene Ontology annotation, biological process: RNA processing.